Symbiodinium pilosum is the source of this 636-nucleotide messenger RNA. The record is from the annotation of a GenBank genome assembly. Lineage: Eukaryota; Dinophyceae; Suessiales; Symbiodiniaceae.
CUGCGAGAGGUGCAGGACCUCCUGGAAGCUGAGAAGUCGCAGCGGCAUCGGGAGUCCUUGGCCGUCCGCGGUCGGACUCCACAGGAGCUCGCUGAGGAAGUGGAUUCCUUGCAGACUCGGACUGGAUUUCUGUCUGACCUGGUAAAUCGCUUCGAGGACAAGACUAUGCAGCUCGAAAAGCAGCUGAAGGAAGCGCGGGAGGAGCUCGUUGGGUGUGGCAUGAAGCGGGAGCUGGCGGAGGAGGCUGCGCGCCAAAGUGCCGAAGCGCUGCAGCAAAGCAGAGAGGAGGCGGAGAGCUCAAAUCUGGCCCUUCGGAAUGCCAAGAAGGAGCACAACAAGAAAGUCCAGGAGCUGCUGAGGCAGCUUCAGCUGGCGCGCGGCCGGCGACUUUCAGAAACCAAGUCCCAGGAGGAGAUGCAGCACCUCCGCAACGAGCUUCUUGAGCUGAAGGAGCUGAACAGCCGUUUGGUAGAACGCUUGGGCCACGAAAGGGCAGAGCAUGCCGAGGCUCAAAAGCAGCUACAAAGUUGCAAGCGGGACCACCACAUCCUCGAGCUUCGCGUCGAAGAGCUUUGCGAGCAGCUCAUCGUGCUUGCCGAAGUCAACGACAGCCUGGAGCAAGCGCGUGCCGACUGA